AUGCCUCGCUCUGCACUGGACCCAGGAGAGUAUGUCGUUGAAGAUGACUCUCUCUCCUCUCCUCACCACAAAGGAGCUGACCACAGACUUGGAACAGACAUCGCCGCCUUUGACGACGAUCCCACCAAGUUGAUCACCUACAGGGCUUGUGACGACGGACUUUUCCGCGCUGCCGUCAGCCAUCGUGGCGCUUCCAGCACUUGCAGACGCCCUGGAGAGUGGCAGCCAUACUACGACACCAUCAUUAAAGCAGCCAACUGCAGUACCGGCAAGGUUACCUUGACACGUCUUCGGAUGGUCCCAACAGAUACCGUUCAUACCAUCUUCGACAACGACACCAUAAUGCCGAUGCGUACUCUGGCUAGUCUACGCCACGGCCAUUUCGUCAAGGCCCCUUACCUCACCGGCGGCAAUAUGGAUGAGGGAACGAGCUUCGCUAUGGCCGGCAUCAACACUACCAGAGAGGCCUGGGGUGUUGCCAAUGCCACUGCCCAAGUCUGUUACCGUACCGUAUUAGGAUAUUCUAGAGAUCGGCGUUCUCACGGUGCUACAUUCUACAGCUAUCUUUUCAACACCACCAGCAACGGAGUUAGUCCGAAUGUCGGACCAAAUCAUGGAUCAGAAGUACCCUAUGUGUUUUACAAUGUGCAGGGCAAGGGCUAUGCUGCCGGAAAGGAGCCCGUGGCAAAUGUGCCCGAGAGAUACAUAGAGCUCGCAGACGUGAUGUCGACGAUGGGGUCACUUUUGUGA
Messenger RNA from Rhinocladiella mackenziei CBS 650.93, 750 nucleotides. RefSeq lists its product as uncharacterized. The coding region runs from base 1 to 750 and encodes 249 amino acids. The transcript is spliced from 3 exons. The record is from RefSeq and is a predicted model, not a curated record. NCBI's taxonomy places the organism in Eukaryota, Fungi, Ascomycota, Eurotiomycetes, Chaetothyriales, Herpotrichiellaceae.